This is a messenger RNA of Polyodon spathula (Mississippi paddlefish), 4173 nucleotides long. Its product is annotated as lamina-associated polypeptide 2-like. Lineage: Eukaryota; Metazoa; Chordata; Actinopteri; Acipenseriformes; Polyodontidae. Bases 425 to 1924 code for a protein of 499 amino acids. Gene Ontology annotation, molecular function: DNA binding. The record is from RefSeq and is a predicted model, not a curated record. The transcript is spliced from 9 exons.
CUCCCUCCGUUUUUUUUCUGCGGUACAGGCCAAUAGUGAGGCUCCUUCAGCACCCGCGCCGCCCAAUAGUGUUGCACUUUAUUGUGCGGUCGGGCCGGAUCGGCGCUUUUCUCGUCGCGGGUGAUAGUGGGGCGGGUCGUGCGUGGCUGCUGUUCCUUGGCUGAAGUGGUUUUAUUUUACAAGACUACCCUGGACUCGAUAUCUGUGCAGCUUGAAAACAAUUCCGCAACGCAAAGCGCCGAAAGAAAAGGAAAAACACAGGCGAGCGCUGUCUGUGGAGUGAAGUGUAACACAAAGCCUCGUUUUCUGUUGUGCGUUUUGCUUUUUCCAGCCGAGAGGCGCCGCUGCCCCUCGUACUGUUGAACACGAGUCGCUUGUCGGGCGAGCUCCUCGUUGUGUUGGGUUGUUACUGUAGUUGUCGGAAAUGUCGGAUUUCCUUGAAGACCCGUCGGUGUUGACGAAAGACAAGCUGAAAAGCGAGCUGCUGGCCAACAGCGUGACCCUGCCGUCCGGCGAGCACAGAAAGGAUGUUUACAUCCAGCUUUACCUGCAAAACCUCACGACCAGGAACACGGCUAUGAACAGGGCCGCCCCGGAGGCUUUUUCCAGCGACGAGGAGCAGGCAGCCCCCGUGGCCAGCAGCAGGAACCGAUCGGGACGGGUGGGUUCAUUCUCUGCGGUGAUUGCGUCUUGUAAAGCCACAAAGAAGACGGACAAGCCCCAGUCGGAGGACCUGGACGUGACGCAGCUGACACCAGAGGAGCUAAAGGACGAGCUCAUAAAAUACGGGUUCCAGCCAGGACCCGUUUUAUCGUCCACCAGGAAGCUGUAUGAAAAGAAGCUGCAGAAGCUGCUGGAUGAGGGCCCCCUGGAGUCACAGCCAGCCCCUCCAGCACCGGCCCCUGCUGCAGACAACAACCAGAACGGCAACACAGACUCCGACCAGUACAGCGACAAGGAGCAAGAGGAGAUGCCCAAGCCAGUGCUGGAGAAGCGAGAGCCACUGAAGAGCAAAGCAAAGCCCCCGGCCAGCCUGCGCACACGCCGGCUCGAGCAGAAGAGGGACCUCUCUGAGCUUUCUACACCCGAGACCCUAGCCAGGGAGAGUAGGGACCCCGGAAUCCCCAAACGAGGGGCCCUUCUGGGGGGCAAAGUCAGCGACUCCCCACGAUCCACCAGGAAGACCAGAGUAGAAGAGAUCCCAGAGCCCCUAGUAGUGAGACGAGUGCGUGAUGUCAGUAAGGGCUUUGGAUCCAGUGAGCUCCCCCAGAUUCAACCACAACCCAUCCAGCCCCCUAAUGAAAGCAGCGCCGGGACACCAAGGAGACUGAGCACACACAACAAAGAGAGUGAGGAGGAAGGUUGGCGUGACACCAUAGAGACUCCCCCUGCCAGGCAGACAAAGAUCCCUCGUCCUGCGCCUGUGGCCCUGCUGGACACUGCCCUGCUGGAGAUGGAGGGACGGAUAGCAGGAGGGGACUAUGUUGAGCAGACCCAGGAGAGGGACAUUCUCAAGGAGAUGUUUCCCAACCAAGUGGCAACACCGACUGGAAUCAGCGCUACCUGUCGCAGGCCGAUCCGUGGUGCGGCGGGCCGCCCCCUGGACAGUAGUUCGUUCCGGCUGGACGACUCGCUGCUGCUCCGCUCCCAAACCAGCUACCACUCCAACCUGAGGACAGAGUCCUUCAAACCAGCCAGCCCUGCUUUCACUGCAGCCAAGACCAACUCCAACUCUUCCACCUUCUCCUCCACCGGCGGCUCUGCGCCAUCGCGCCGCUCCUUCCCCGUCUGGAUCCGGCUACUCCUGCUCUCCCUGGUCGCCGGCUUCCUCUUCUUCAUCUACCAGGCCAUGGAGACCAACCAGAUGAACCCCUUCACCCAGGACGCCCCUGCUGCCUCUACUCCGCAGGUCCAGGACCAGUGAGACUGCUGUGCCCUGCUCAAUCCACUCCUCUCCCUGCCAUCCUUCUCUACAUACCAGAAGCUGGUUUAUCAUGAUCUGAUACUUUUGUUUGUUUUUCAGUGUUUUACAGUGUCCAGUUUAUUUUUAUUUUUCCAGCUAUGCUGAGAGUUGUAGUCUGGUAACUGGUACCUCAGUAAUUUAACGGUGUAAGCACUCUUGUGGAAAUGGUCGGAAGCUUCCAGUGAGCACACAGAGAAGCUAGUGUGUAGCCCAGUGGCUAGAGACUGGAGGCCUCCCGGGUCAGAAUGGCAGUUCUGCAACUUAAUGAUUUACUGCGUCUCCAAUGAGACUGGAGGGAUGGAAAUGAGACUCCCAUUGCAUGGCAGGUGGAUCCAUUCUGGAUUUUACUAUUGGUCUAGUAACACCCCUGAGCUUGUUCCCUAUACACUGUGACUAAUCAAGCUUGUAUUAUAAUCUGGUAUGGGUGAAACUGCUUUGCAAUAGGAGUCGUAUUUCCAUUCCUGAGCUUUUUCAUGGGGUUGUUCAAUGUGCCUCAUCCCAAACUGUGAAGUCGGAUAGAAACCGGUCCUAUGCACUGGAAACUGCCUAGUCAUCCUGGUCUUCUAAAUAGUCCCUUUUAUUGAAUCAAGAAAGCUUUCUUGUACAAGCAGAGAUCAGUUUUUCAGGGGGUAAAAUAUUGAGGUAGACAGUAAGUGAUCCUGAAGUAACUUUGUAUCUGAGUUUUAUUGUUUGGAACACAGCAGGUCUUAUGAAUUUGCAAUCGCAGCUACCGGUAUCACCUCAUGAAGAGUAGUAUCUUUACAAUCUGGCAGGGCUUCUAAUCUUUUUUUAUUAAUGUUUUAUUCUCUUGGUCCAGUCCUGGAAAGUUACAACGCUUUUCCCUUAAUUUCUUAAAUAAAAAAAUAAACUGGGCUGGUAUGGUGAGAAUUUUAUAUAUAAUAUAUAUUUUUUUUAUUAUGUUUGAUCAGGUUUCUUGUAGCUGUGACUGUCUAUCUAUGCUGGGACAUCUUCCAUGUUUGGACGCUGUUCAACUCCUUCAACACAAAGCAACGCUACAGAAAGCCUACACUAGAAUAACCAAUGAAAGUGUUUCUGUGACACAGAUAUACUACUUAGUAUGUUGCUGAGAACUGGUGUACUGGUCUGCUCUUUCAUUUUCUUUCCUGUACUAUUAGAGUGGGUUCCAGUUCCGAGUGCAGGUAUCUCACAAAGCCCUCUAUACAGCUCUGCCGUUCUGAGUGCAGGUAUCUCACAAAGCCCUCUAUACAGCUCUGCCGUUCUGAGUGCAGGUAUCUCACAAAGCCCUCUAUACAGCUCUGCCGUUCCGAGUGCAGGUAUCUCACAAAGCCCUCUAUACAGCUCUGCCGUUCCGAGUGCAGGUAUCUCACAAAGCCCUCUAUACAGCUCUGCAGUGCUGGAAAUGUUAACCAGUCUAAAGGGGUGUUUUAAAGUGUUGACUGGCCUCUGGGGAAUCAUUACCAAAUACAUUUAUAUGUGUGCUAUCCUAAAUGAUAAAGUGAGGAUUUAAAAAAAAAAAAAAAAUAGUAAUGUGUUCCUUUUUUAUAGUAGUAAUAGUAAUAUAAGGGUUGUAUAGAAUGGUUAAAGUUAGAAGUAGAGAAUGUGUUGCAUGUCCACAAGCUGGUGUCCUUUGCUGUGUCUUGCUUUUUAUCUGCCAGGAGAUUUUUUUGGUUGUUUUUUAAAAAAAAAGAAAUGAAAAUAAACAUUAAACAGAAGAUGAAAACUAAACGACUACAGCAAAAGAAAUCUGGCUACUACUAAUAUUCUUGGACUUCUGAUCUGGGCGUUCAUGCCAUGUUGAAGGACUGGUUUUUAACAGGUUGCCUGGGGUAUGGAAAUGUGUGUUUUUUUUUUUUUUUUUUUUUUAUAAACUAUGGUAUUUUUAUAAUGCGAUUUGUCUUUAAAAAGUAAUAAUUUAAAAAAAUUAUGAAAUAACUUUGACUACAUGUAAAGGAAUUGAUGGCAGUAAGCUGCAGUGUAAUGAUGUGGAACAGCUGGCUUAUAUGCUUCACAAUUACACAUGUGUUUAAGAAGAAGUAAUAAUAAUAACCAUGACAGUUUCCAUACAGUGUAUUAAAGGAUUUGAUUUGUUUUCCCUCCUGUGGGAGGGGGCUGGGGGCUGGGUAGAAUAUUUGGGGGAGGGUAAACCUUUUGUACAUGACUUUAUAUACAGCAGCUGAAAUACUUUAGCCACAGACCUUGUAGAAAUCAAAAAUAAAAUGUCAAACUAA